Messenger RNA from Seriola dumerili (greater amberjack), 1426 nucleotides. It is a transcript of the gene klf5l, whose product is annotated as Krueppel-like factor 5. Gene Ontology annotation, biological process: regulation of transcription by RNA polymerase II. The record is from RefSeq and is a predicted model, not a curated record. Lineage: Eukaryota; Metazoa; Chordata; Actinopteri; Carangiformes; Carangidae. The transcript has 4 exons. Bases 99 to 1409 code for a protein of 436 amino acids. Gene Ontology annotation, molecular function: DNA-binding transcription factor activity, RNA polymerase II-specific; RNA polymerase II cis-regulatory region sequence-specific DNA binding.
UUUCAGCUCCAGUAGGGCGCAGUUAACCUUAAAAAACAGUUUUCUGUGCGUAUAAACCAGAUUCUGAAAAAGGUAUAUCUGCUUAGGUGAUCAUUUUAAUGGCAGCGAGUGUAGGAUUGGCCAUGAAUCCGCCGCACACGACAGAAGAAAGGGCGGUUUUCACGCAGCUGAAGCCGGUGAGGAUGUCGGGAGCGGACGGCGCCGAGGACGCGUCCGUGUUUGAGGACGUCAAACCCGGGACUCGACUAGAGUUGGACAAAUACCUGCCACAGGUCAGCGGUCCUCUCUUGACUUCCACCAGCGACACUGGCGACAAAAAGUACAGGCGAGAGAGCGCCUCCGUCGUCGACGAGUACUUCUCAGAGGACAAACCUUCCGCUCCUUACAGCCUCAACAUCAACCUCAUCCUCCCCAGCACCACUCAUCUCCGCACAGGCCUCUACAGGCCCAACACCAAGACCCUCACGCCCCAGCAGAUCAAGACAGAGCCCGGGCUGGAGGUGCCCUGCUCCAUCCCCACCACCACCACCCAGGCCUUGCCAGACUUCACCUCCGUCUUCAGCAUUCCGCCUGUAGUCAACAAUGUUUUCAUCAAACCAGACAUGAGCUCUGGCGGAGCGGUCAAUGUUGCCGCAGGAUCGCAGCAGCAACCGAAUUUGGACACAGAUCUUCACAUCGGACCCCAAGCCCCCCAGCCGCAGGUCUACCACAUGCCCAUCACCAGCUGCGCCGACCUCACCAUGACUCUGUCGCACACCAGCCCGGCUGGGACACACGGCUCCUCAAACAGCAGGACCAUGCUGAACCUCAGCAGCGUCGCGUUGCCGAGGAGCAACGGCAACUACAUGAUGGCAGAACACCAACUGCCGCAGCACCACGGUUACUACCACGCCCCCGCCAAUUCAUCCCAGCACACGGCGCCCCACAGCCUGCCGCCCUCGCCCCCAAACUCCCAGCCGGGGAGCCCAGAUGGCCAGGCGGAGCUGCUCAGCUUAGCGCCCCAGCCUCCGCCUCCGUACCAGCACCUCCUGGGAGAGAUGAAGGUGGCGGGGUUGUCCUCUCACGCUAUGCUGAUGACACACGGCCAGGGCGUCCUGACAGGUCCCAAAUACAACAGGCGGAACAACCCAGAGCUGGAGAAGAGGAGGAUCCACUUCUGUGACUACCAAGGCUGCACCAAAGUUUACACAAAGAGCUCCCAUCUGAAGGCACACCAGAGGACACACACAGGUGAGAAGCCGUACCGUUGCACAUGGGAUAACUGCGACUGGCGUUUCGCCCGGUCAGACGAGCUCACCAGACACUACCGGAAACACACCGGGGCCAAACCCUUCAAGUGCAUCGCCUGCAGCCGCUGCUUCUCCCGCUCCGACCACCUGGCCCUGCACAUGAAGCGUCACCAGAACUAGUGCAGACACACCUGUGU